Molecule: messenger RNA, 824 nt
Organism: Medicago truncatula (barrel medic)
Lineage: Eukaryota; Viridiplantae; Streptophyta; Magnoliopsida; Fabales; Fabaceae
Product: LOB domain-containing protein 38
Exons: 2
Coding region: 110-694 (194 amino acids)
Biological process (GO): regulation of gene expression
Source: RefSeq, a predicted model, not a curated record
UAAGUUUUCUUUCUUCACAUGAUUAACUAAAACCUGCAAGAUAUAAGACCAUACAGUGUUACAUUUAUCUAUCUAGUAGUAAAUUGAAGAUAUAUAUAUAUAUAAUAAAAUGAGUUGCAACGGUUGCCGAGUUUUGAGAAAGGGAUGCAGUGAGGAUUGCAUGUUACGAGAUUGUCUAACGUGGAUACAAAAUCCACAAGCACAGGCUAACGCCACUGUCUUUGUCACCAAGUUCUUUGGCCGUGCCACCCUCAUGUCUUUCCUUUCACCUGUUCAUCCCAACCAAAGAUCAUGUUUGUUCCAGUCGCUUAUGUAUGAAGCUGUUGGGAGAACUAUAAAUCCAGUAAAUGGAGCAGUUGGGCUGUUAUGGACUGGAAAGUGGCAAUUCUGUCAACUUGGUGUUGAACAAGUGCUGAGAGGUAACGGCGGCGCGUUGACGGCACUCCCUGAUCAGUUGUUAGGUGUGGAUCAUGAUAGUAGUUCAAUUCAUCAUCAAUAUCACCAACAGCAAUCUGGGUUGAUGUCAUACUCUAGAGUGGUGAAAAACCAAGCAGAAAAGCAACGUGCGGGGACACAUGAGUCAGAGGAAUCGGAGUCUUCCACGUUGGGAAGUAGAACAAGAACAGAAGAUUGUUCUUAUGUUUAUGCUAAUUCUCAAACUCAAAGGAACCAACUCCUUACACUAUUCUUAUGAUCGAUCUCAUGCCUUUUUUCUUUAUUUAUUCUUAAUUUUGAAAUUAAUAUCCCAUAACUUUAUAUAUUGAAAAUUGCUCUGUUCAGAGUAUUAUGGUAAAUAAUUGUCACCACCAAGUAUUUUUCUAUAA